UUUUUCCACUUUUACAUUUAAAGAGAAAUUUUUAAUGUGCCAUAAAUUUUAUAUUAUUCCAUCUUAGAUAAUUAUUCCUCACUUGAGGAAAGCAAAAUGUACAGCUUCAAAAAAUUAAUUCAACAGCGAUACAGCAUCUUUCCAAUUUUACUAUAGAACAGUCGCAAAAAUGACUGAAGGUCAAAAAAUUUGCACUAAGAAGAUGCAUGGAAUUCAGUCAAUCAAUCUUAUCCAAUGCUAUUCUGCUAUUCGUAAAAACAAAGGCGAAAUAUAUAAGGUUAAAUACAUAAAUGACAUUAUACAAGAUUUGGAACACUAUGGACCAGCUGGUUUAAUACAUAUUGCUGUUCUGAGUAGCAUAAUUAAAAGACCCAUCAAGAUAUGGAAUGUUAAUGGUAGUUUAAAUAAAAUAAUCGGUAAAAGAAAAACAGGACAUCCUGUAGACAUUGAAUUUCAUGCGACUGAUUCGGAAGGACCGACAUUUUACAUAGAAAAUUCUCAUUUUUAUCUAAGCUUUGCUAAUCCUUUCCUAGGUCAUUGGACUCUAAGAGGUAACAAAGAUCCUGACAAUGUUGUCACUGAUUUAAACAGCUGUCUCUUUUCGGUGAUUGGCUCUCAAAUCGAGCAGGAUCCAUUAAAACUUCGUAAAUGGACGGUAUUAAAACUGAAAAACAACUUUCAGAAUUUCGCAAAACGGAUAUACAAGAUAAAAUUGAAAAAAAACAUCAAAUUAAUUGGCGGGGCUCGUCAUUACGACGGAAAAUCGCCUGAGUGUGCUAAAGAAAUUCUAAAUAGUUCAGAUAAUGAACCCUAUCAUUGCAUGACAUACUCUGAGAACACUGAACGACGGCUUUUCGGCCAUCCUAGAGGACAUGCCUUACAUGAUUCAGAAGAUUGUAUAUACAGAGCACAGGAUUUUGUUAAACAUCAUAAAAGGAAUGACAUUGAUGUUUUUUUGUCGCGAAGUGAUCAAGACUACAUCGCUCAUUUAGCUCUGAAAACAAAAGAAGCUAGGGCAUGUACAGACGAACUCAAUGAUGGAAAAAUUAGUGCACAUGUCGCUAUACCACGUGAGAAGAUACUUGAACAACACAGGAAGGGUAUAGAACAGAAAGAAACAUACCAUCCUGCUUUACUUCCCAACAUGCAAACACUUUACAAGUGCAACAGGUUGGAACCCGUAACGGAAUUUAACCAGAUAAUAAUAGUAAUGAAACAUCAUGUAUACUCGUAUUUUUGCGAGCGAUAUAUCUUAAUACAUACUUUGUAUCCAACUGAAAAUAACAAAAAGGAAGAAUUUUAUUCUUUCCAGGAACUUCUGCAGAAACUACUAGAAAAUGUUCUUCAAACCCUAACUUAAUUACUCUAUACACUUUCCAUAU
Vollenhovia emeryi is the source of this 1382-nucleotide messenger RNA. RefSeq lists its product as uncharacterized. The transcript has 2 exons. The record is from RefSeq and is a predicted model, not a curated record. Bases 170 to 1360 code for a protein of 396 amino acids. NCBI's taxonomy places the organism in Eukaryota, Metazoa, Arthropoda, Insecta, Hymenoptera, Formicidae.